AUGUUACUUGGCAUCUACAUUCCAUUUCUCUUGUUUUUUUUGAGACCGUACCUUGUCUUCCCUGUUGCACGACAUUCGGAGAGCUGUUCAGUUGUGUUCGAAAGCCAUGACGGUAAGUUAGGAUGCGAUGAAAAUUUCAAUGAAGAUGAUUUCAGUUGAUUUGAGUUGUGUGGACCUUCAAAGUUCAUCUACAAAAUUUGAAGUUUUGGGUUCCACGAUUCAGGUUUCACUUUGUGGAGCAACAAAGUGAUUAUAGGCACCAGGAUUGCGUAAUUCUUUUUGUUCGCGCUUUCCGUUUUUUUAGGUUACCGUAGCUUUUGGUGAUCUUGCAGCUUUUGCUAAAUAGUCUUAUACUGUGUGCUUCAUUUAUUUCAUAUGUCUGUUAUAGUCUAAUGAAGAUGCAGCUUGUUUCGGUCUUCAUCGCCUUUUAUCGCUUUGCGCUGCUUCGCAUCGUUCGUUUGUUUUUGUACAGGCGACUUACUAUCUUGAGCACAAUAAGACAUGUAACUACAGGGAUAAAUAAGCACAGGAAUAAUAAAAUAACGAAGAAAAAUAUUGAAAAAAGCACUAUGACGAAAUUGACUUGUUUUCUUAAUAAGCCAAUUGCAAGUGGUAUGAAAAUUCGUUUCGAGUUUCUUUUUGUCAGAACUAAUUUUGCCUUCAUUAUCACAGGGUAUGCCUUAUUUGGUCACGAUUUCAUCAAAUUCAACGUUUCCGACUACUCAGAGUGUGCUUUGAAGUGCAUGGCAAAUGACACCUGUCAUUCAUAUAAUCUUCAAGCCAAAAAAAGUAGGCUUAAGUAUCAAAUCUGUGAGUUAAAUAACCAAUCGCGAAUAUCCAAACCUGGCGACUUUAAACACAAGCAGGGAUAUAUUUACAAUGGUGCUGUUCCGGUAGGUUUACUCGAAACACUUGUGAAGUUAUUUUAUGUGGGAAAUAAUUUUGAAUUAUUUAAUCUGCUAUCACUUCUCAAACAUUCCAAAUACAGUGCUGGUUUCCUUGCAAACAGCCCUACAACCGCUGUAUUUUUUUCCCGUUAUAUGUGUAUGUGCUAGAUGUAUUUCUGUUCAUGCAAAUACUUACUAACUUACUUACUUAAACUUACUUAAAAGUAUAGAGAAUAUGAGUAUUGAUGUAAAGGGUUAAAGUGCACUUGUAGAUUGUGUUGAUGAUAAUAAGAGCGGCGAUUUAGAAACUAAAUUUGAUCUCUUUCUCUGAAAAUUAUCAAGUGAGACUUGGCCAUUUUGCUGCAAAUCCUGGAAAAUCUUGCAAGCAUAUUCUUGAAUCAAAUGACUCUAAAGGAGAUGGGGAAUAUUGGAUCGAUCCCGAGGGCAACGGAAACCCUUUGAAGGUGUACUGUGAUAUGAAAACUGACGGAGGUAGGUGAAUGGUACUAAGAGAUGAUACCAUAUAAAAAUAUGCAUAGCAAUCUGUCAUGUCCAAGUCAAUAAGACGAAUAGAGAUACAAACACUAUUUUACAUAUAACAAAUCCACAAGAUUUCGCAUCUCUAUACCUAGAAUACUUUAGAAUUGAUGUGAGAUGUAUGGUUUAUUUAACAUUUCUAGGAGGCUGGCUUCUCACAUCCAUCUUUGUAGUAGAUAACUCGACUACUCCUCCCACUUGGACAGCUGAGCCAUCGUACCGCGGGAUCAGCAAAUUCACCAAUCAUAAAAUGGGUAUCACAAUUAGCGCCAUGAAGGAACUUAGAAGACACUUGUCUUUUACUCAGAUGAGAUUCCAUUGCAGCAAACAACAGGGACGUACGUUCCACGUGACCACUGCCGCUAACAGCUCUGGUGAAGCUGUAGUCCAGUAUUUCAGCGGUCAGACGAACACCCAGCCAGACUCGUGUCUCUCUUUUUUUAGAAUGAAAGAUGACAACUCUUAUCUCGCCAGGAAUUGUACCCGAUGGGGAAACGACGGAUCUUCGAACUUCGUAGGGAAGUGGGGGGAUAAAGGAAAACCAAGUUUAUACCAUUUCAUUGCAUUUGUUGCUACUCACUAUCACUGGAUGACGACCUCAAGCGAUCGCCUGUGCGACGACAAGAACGACCGUACCUUUAUAACUUUGUCAAAUGGAGACUUUUGGAAGAUUUUUGUUCGUUAA
Molecule: messenger RNA, 2109 nt
Organism: Pocillopora meandrina
Lineage: Eukaryota; Metazoa; Cnidaria; Anthozoa; Scleractinia; Pocilloporidae
Source: the annotation of a GenBank genome assembly